Molecule: messenger RNA, 805 nt
Organism: Triticum aestivum (bread wheat)
Lineage: Eukaryota; Viridiplantae; Streptophyta; Magnoliopsida; Poales; Poaceae
Product: EPIDERMAL PATTERNING FACTOR-like protein 2
Exons: 2
Coding region: 184-549 (121 amino acids)
Biological process (GO): guard cell differentiation; stomatal complex development
Source: RefSeq, a predicted model, not a curated record
UCUUCCCCUGCGAAUCUAUCCUACACGCGCGGAUAAAACGCCCGCACGCGCAUCGCCACCACGAGACCAUCAGCCGCGGUCGCCAACUUUUGCCUUUCGCCCCCAUCAUCACCACCCCCGCCGCCCCUCCCUCCGCCGCCGCUAGCCUUUUCGCUUCCAAGCUUCCAUUCCGUCCAUCAUCAAAUGGGCCAUCUUCUCCUGCUCCUACUGGCCCUCCUCCUCGCUUCCACCCGCGCCGCCUUCCACGCCAGCGCCGCCGCCUUCGCCGAGGACAAGGGCAUUGCGGGGAUCAGGGGCGUGAUAGGGUCGAGGCCGCCGAGCUGCGCGGGGAGGUGCCGGUCCUGCGGGCACUGCGAGGCGGUGCAGGUGCCCAUUUCUCCACAUGAGCUGCAGAAGAGGAAGAAGAAGGAGAAAGAGCUUGGGCGCCAUGGCGGCCGUGCUGCUGCAUCCGGUGGUGGGAGAGCAAUGCCGUCCUCCUACGACGACCACUCCAACUACAAGCCGUUGAGCUGGAGGUGCAAGUGCGGGCGCUUGAUACUGAGCCCAUGAACUGCAUGAUAUUAUAGUAGAACUAGUAGUAUAGCUAGCGAUCUUUUGGGGGUUUCUUGGUGGAUCUUGUUUGGCUUUCUUGUGCAACUGGUGGUCGGUCGAUCCUUUUGUCUGGUUGGUUCAUGUUGACCGUGGAUGAUGAAAUCUUGAGGAACUCGGCGUCCUUGGUGUCCCGUUCUUGUUCCAAGAUGUACGUAGAGGACUAAUCAACCCCUACUACCAGCUAGUACGUAAUUAGUAGUUCUUUUUAGUGUUU